AUGGCCUCUGUGACCAGCGUCGCCGCCGGCACGGGCAAUGCGGGCUCAGGUGCCCUUCUCUUCCCUCUCCAAGCCUCCGUGCCAACGCUGCGAAGCUCAGAUCCAGAAGCCGAGGCCGCAGCUGCUGAGCUCGUACGUGGGCAACAACGGCAGCAGCGGCAGCGCCAGCAUCAAGCGAGUAUUGGUGUGUCGGUAGAUGUUUCGGCAGUGCUGGGCAGCCGUGUGGAGAGCGGCGGCACUAGCGACGACCGCCGUCACCGCCAAAGCUGUGUGCACGGGCCCGUAGGCUCGCCCAGCCACGCCACCCGUGCGUGGCAGCAGGGGCCGUCGCUGCAGCCUCCUGAAGGGAGCGGACAUGCGGACAGCGAGGGCAAGGGUCAGCCAGCUCGCCAGAAGGCGCGACUUGCCCACAAUGAUCACAAAAUAUUCAUGUGCGAUACGGAGAGCAAGGGGCCCGGCAGCUUCCUCAUGCGCUGCGAGGCUGAGGAGCGCUUCGCACCGGAAUCCGUGCGCGCUCGCAGAGAUAAGGACCGCACCGCCUAUCACGCGAAGGCGCCGGGCGGCAACACGGCCAACCGCUCCCGUAUGCCUGAGUUGGUGGGCUUCGACGCCCUCGACGAUGCGGCCGCGGUCAGGGGGGCAACAGUGCAGCACCAAGGCGAGAGUGUACCUGCGCGGUCCCACUCGUCUUCUCUUCUUGCCUUUCCGCAGGAGCUGCAGCGCACCCUGCCACCAUCCGCGGUCAUCACCGCCGGCGGGCAUUAUCGAUGUGUCAGGCAGCAGGCCGUGGCGCGUCUGCCGCCAUCACAGGCCUCCGAGGCGGUAGACAUCGAGGGGCCAGACACAGCACACCGACACUGGCCAUCACCUGCUGCCCGUCGCAUGCACUUGCGCUUCUCACAUCGCUGCUCAGAGCCGCUUUGCGAGGCAGCCAACUCCACGAGCCUGUACGCGACGACACCACCGCUGAGGCUGCGUGCUGGCAUCCCGCCCCCGGCGUUACCGCCGCUGAGCAGCUCUGGAGUGACGCAGCAGCCACCGACAACGCCGCCGGCCGGCGACCAUGAACGCGGCGAGAGCGGUGAGGAAGAGGUGGAGGAUGCCGCCAGCGACUGCGCGCACAGCGGAGAGACGGCCCUGUUUGUGACGGCCCACUCGUCGUCGUCCACCCUGACCGACAGCUCAUCGCGCUCGCCGGCGACCACCUCGGUGGUGCAGCACAUCCCCAGUCACGCCACAGCAUUCGUGGCGGGCGCGCCGUCUUUCCGGACACGUCCGCCUCCGCCAGCUCCCGUGACAGAGCCUUCCGCAGCGGCAUCAGCUACGCCUCUGGAACCACCAGCGCUUCCGUCGUGGGGGCGAGAGAACGUGCAGGGACUCGCCGCCCCGCCGCUGCGGGACUUAGGUUUGCCUGGGCUGACGCUGUCCGCCACCGCACCGGCGGCGGCGUCGAUGGCGCAGGGCCGCUCUCCCCGCACGCCGGGUAGUCAGCGCGGGUCGCACUUGAUGUCGCACGUGCGCGUCGCUCUCAUCGACGCGCGGAGCGUGCGUAGUCAUCUGGACGAGCUGAGGGCGCUUCUCCCCAAGCAUCGCACCGGUGCCGCCGGGGCGACGACGGCGCCGGACAUCACGGGCGGCAUCGCUGGCAACAUCGAGCCUGCGGGGUCCACCCACCGCGUCUCCGCCACCGCCGAUACCCCAGAUGAACAGCACACAGGCGCAAAAACAGCGGCCGACGUUAGGGCACGCGACGAUGGGGCGGGUGAGACUGGCGAGAUACUUGACGGCGGGGAUGAUCCCGCUGGCAUCGCGCACUGCACGACAGCCAUGAACCCGCUGAACUUCUCUCUCCUGCAGAAGGCGGUGCGAGACAGGAAGGGUGAUGGCAUCGUUGAGGGCUGCGGCGGUGGCCGAAAUACUCUACGUGCUCGCGCAGGCACUGGGAAGACUUCUUCGCAGCUGCAGCACUCGACAGGCUUGCACCGCAACGGCAACGACGUUGACGGUGACGGCAGCAACGACGGCGGUCGAUUGCCAGCGACGACGCUCAACGUUAGCGGCCUCUACACAUCGUCGCUUAACGGCUACCGGCAUCAGCGGCUAACGCGACUUGCUGAACAGCACCUGAAGUCCCUGUGGCUCGGCGUCAGCGCUGUCGCGAAGUCGGUGUGUGGCGUCGCGGUCGAGCAAUGUGCGGAGAUGGACCUCAUGCAGGGGCCGACGCUACUGGACGGGCAGGCGCUGCUUUUCCCGAGCGACACGACUGCUGCGGAGUCGGCUGCGCUGUCGUCGGCAAGCUCGCCCUUCGAGGCCGCGCUGCAGCAGCAGCAGCAGCACUGCGCAAGUCCGCCGUCGCCGUCUUCUACCGCUGCGACUGCCUCGCCAACUUCACACGGCCCACUGCAGCCGAGCGGCGCCGCCGUCUCUGCGCAAGAUGGGGAGGCCACUGCGACGAAGAAGGCGCCUCGCGGUGCCUCGAAGCCGCCACCGUCAGCAGAUCCCCCCGACCCUAUGCUAUCCUUGCACUUCUCAGAGGCCCCGCUGACAGCUGCCACGGCCGAGGUCACAGCGCAGCGACUGGCCAGCACCACGAGGGACAACUCGCCUUCGGGCCGCCACCGCGACUCCCACCACCGAUGUCUCGACGAGGCGGCGCCACUGGACAGCGCCGCGGGGGGCGGCAGCGGGUGUGUCCUCUGGCCCUCGCUUGGACGCACCGCCGUCUCGGCCAUUGCCGCCAGUGACUCGACCAUCACAUGCACGCGCGGCGAGGGGGGUGCGAGAAUCCACUCCUGCUCUUCCGCCGUGCCCUCCACCGCGCUGACGACGCGCACAAGCGCGCCCACGAACACGAACGCGAGCACCGUCAUGGUACACCCCUGUGCCCACUCGGACUUCUACCGCAGCGGCGACAGCAGCGGUAGCGGUCGCCACCACAGCACCACAUCGCCGACGUUGUUCUCGAAGUGGUCGAACGCGCCCACGUCGGGGAUUAUAUACACCCACAACACGCCGCCGGCAAACCUCAGCACCAGCUCUAGUGGUGGCGGGGGCGGCAGUGGCUACGUGGCUGGUGCUGCGGCAAGCUCGCUUUCCGGGUUGCCGAGGCCAACGGCAUCGACGACGGCGACCGCGGGUGACGGAGGACAGCCUCUGUACACGCUACCCUCCACCCUCCUCCAGCUACAGCAACCGCCGCCGCAGCACGACUCGUCGUCGCAGUCGGCCCUGUCCGCUUCCAUGGACGGCGUUGCCCCUCCUAGCUCGUACGCGUCGCCGCCAGUAGCAGCGGUUACUCAACUUUUUCCCUCGCAGUACCAGCUACUUGUCCGGGGCUGCGCCGCUUCCGCCUCAGCACUGUCCACCGCGCUGCCUCAGCACAGCUCUUCCGGUUUGCGGCACUCGGAGGCUGGCGGCAGUAGUUGCCCUCUUGCGGGUUCGGCGCCGGGGCCCAUGUGGAUGCUGCCGCCGCCGUCACCCAUAUCGCCGCCUCCACCCGCGGCGGUUCACAGAGGCGCCGCCGCCGCUGCAGCGAGCGGCACCUCCGGGGUGUUGGUUGUGGCCCCGACGGUGCCAAGUGCGUUGCCCAGUCCCUACGAGGCAACGAGUAGCGGGGUCGAUGCUGGCGCGUCUGCCUUAAAGGGCCUGUGCACGCACUCUUCAGGGGUGGCGCCGGCAAAGGCCUCCACUUCUCCGUCUGGCUCGACGUUGACGCCAUCACUGCUGGCCGCCAUGCCGAGCCCUCCUCCCCUCAAGGCACCGUUCAUCAAGGUACAGCGAGAGGAGGUGGCUGCCGACACGGCGCCCGAUUUACACUCCAGCGCGAGCGUCAGCGGGGCACGGCGCGCUGCUGCUGCUCUCGCGGUGAGUACCAGCGGUCCCGCGGCUCAUGCGCGAGGCGAGUAUCGUGGGCAGUCACCGGUCUCCUCCGGCCUGCCACUGGCAGGCCACGAGGGACUUGGUAGAGAUUGCGCAGAGGCGCGCGCGGGAACCGCGGCCCAGGUUGAUUCCGCCGCGGCUGUUGUCAUGGAGGUGACGGCUCGAGGAGGGACGAACGGCGCAUCGCACAGCAUUGGCGCGGCAGCGGCACUGCCUCCGGCCAUCGUCUCCCCGUACGGCAUGCUAGCCGAGAGAGAGCUGUAUGUUGUGCCACCCAUUCAUGAGUCGAUGGAGUUGCUGGCACGCGAGAUACACGGCAGGGGCGACACACCCACCUCGUCCGGAGCCACACCGCCGGUGAUGAUGCCGGGCUCACCUCUGACUGGGCGUGGCAGACUCGAGGCCCGCAGCAGCAGUCCGGCGCGCCGAAGUGCUGCCACAGGGGCGUCAGUGACGACCGCGGGGCGAGUGCCGCUGAUCACGAGCGAUUGCAGUGAGAGUGUCGAAGGGUUGUCUCAGCCGUUUUCAUGGACGCGCGCGGCAGCGACGCCGUUGCCGCCGUCACAGCAGCACCACACAAGCAGCAAACACGUGUUAAUGAGGCACCGGGACGCGCAAGCGCAGCCGGCUCUGCGGUCCUCACUGCUGUUCGAUGGAACAACGCCGGUGUCCGCCAUCUCCGCAAACGGCAGUCAGCAACUAGCGGAUAAUGGCGAGAGUGACGGCGCUGACACGGCGGUAAAGGGGUUUCACCGCCCCGCCGCGCAUGCGGCGGCAGCGGGGGCGCGGGCCGGCAAGGUCUCAACUAAAGAUUUUUCUACGGGUGCCGGCUCGGCGGAGCUGAGGGACGAGGCAGGUGCAUCUUCGGGGUUCACAGCGAGUCGCGACUCGACCGCCUCGCCGCCGUCGCCGCGGCAGCGACAGGAUGAGCAGGACGCUGGCUCCGUAGCUGCGCAUCCGCGUGCGGCGCUUGCGGCAAGAUCGUCACUGUCGUACACAACUCUCUCGGCCGCCACAGCGGAGACCACGUCGCCCGCUGUGACGGCGAUAUCCGUCUCAGGGACGCGCGUGCCGUCCUCUGCUCCCUCAGCAACACUGCCGGCGCCCCUGCGAGCCGAGCGGCAGCCGGGGCAUGGAGGCGAUGGUGCGUCGUUCCCCACACGCCCCACGACCACCGCCGGCCCUGCCCUUCACGACCUUGGCGACGACGAGGACACCAAUACAAUUUUGAAGCGCAGCAGGAGUGACAGCAGCAGCAGCAGCGCCUCGCAUACACCGUCACAGGAGGCACUGCUGAUGGACGGAACGCGGCAUCGGCCGUUGCAUGCGGCGCUUCCAUGGGCCCAGUUGCGUCCUCCCCCCACACCGACGUCGGCUACCGCGUCGUUGACGACGCACUCGGCCGACAGCGCGGACAUGCUGCGAGUGCGUAGGGAAGACAUGGAAAAGGACGGCGACGCAAUCAGCGCAGGGAUGUGCGCCACAUCGCUGCCUGCUCGCCCCAACGGCCUCGCGACAGGCACGGACGGAGCACUCCGGUCUUCCUCUCCAACAACGCCGACCCUGCCGAGGCGGGGGGAAGUAGCUCAUGGUGUUCCAGCGACUGAAGCGGGGGUGCGCAAGGCAGAAGCUCUGGUGACGCAAUCCACGAGGGAGGACGGUACAGCGGACACCCCUGGCCCCCUGGCCUCCUCCCUGGCGCCGCGGCCGUGGGCGACGCGAGGUGGCAGGCUUGUCGGCGUGUGCACGAAUUCGACGGCAGCCGCAUUCGACACGGAGCACGGCGGGGCACUGCCGGCAACGGUGCAGUCGUCUGAGAGGCUGCACACGGUCGCAUGCGUGGGCACGUGCAGUGGCGACGAUGGUGGUGAGGCAGGCGAGGCGAAGGGGAGAAGGGGGGCCGUUUCCGCGGACGAGGUGGCUGCCAGCGACGGCGAGGAUGGCCGUGAUCUGCUCUCCCUCUACGUGAACAGCGACGCACAUGACUUGCCAAACUCACCUCAGGGUGCAGCUGCGUACCAGCUAGCGCUGCAGCAACCACAGUACCACCAGCGCCAUCUGAUGCAGACGUGGUCUAGCAUCUUUGCGAUCAGCUCCUCAGGGCAUUCCGCGGCGGUGACAAGCUCACUACGGACGGCCAUCACAGGCGUGGCGCUGAGCGCCAGCGUGGCGGCUCUUGGGUCACGGCUGAAUACGUCCUCGACGAUGUCGUCUGGCCCCCCGACAGUGCUGGCGUCCGUCGCGGAGGUCAUUCUGGGGAUCGGCACUGCCGCGACCGCCACCGUAGCUGCUGACUCGGCGGCUGCUCCUUCGUUUACGGUGACAAGGAUCGCGCCCACCACUGCAGCCGCCGGGAACUCGACCUGGACGCCGAACAGCACCGUCACCCUCAGUAGUGACUCGGCGUCUGCGGCGGGGUUCACAUCGCCGUCGACGCUAUUCGGCACCACUGUGUCCAGCUCUGCGUCCUACUCGCUGAGCCCUGAGCGAUGCGGCAUCGUAGUGGGCGGUGGCGCUGGGGGAGGGGUGGCGGCGGAGGUGCGCUCCGUGUCGCCAACAGGUGGGGGAGAAGGCGCGGUGUUCUUGCCGUGGUACAGUGCGAGCGCGCCGGCACAAACCGAGGGCGUCUUCCCAAUAGCCGCGAGAGCCGCUGGCGCUGCUGCUGCUGGUAGUGGCGGUGGCGCUGCAUGUGACGCCGGUUUUAACGCGCUUCGCUUGGACGCAACGUUCACCUCGACGUCGACCUCUGCCGAGAGCACACAGCAUGUGCUGAGUCGACUGAAGCCUUUGCCGCAUCUCCCACCGCCGCACAACUACCCCUUCCUGCUACCGGAGGUGACCUCGCCGUCCCUGCGCGAUGGCGACGGCUUCGGGGAAGAUGAGGACGACGUCAACACGUACGACUACGCACAAGACGUAGAUGGCGCUGCCCUGCUGGAUGUGGACUCGGACUUUGAGCCUGAAGAGCGCCACCGCGCUACUGCGCCUGUCCGUGGAGGAAGCGGUGACUCGUCGCGGGUCGAAACACCUUGGUGUGAUGAGGCCAGCGGCGCCGGCUCUGCAUACGGCGACGGCAAGGUUGACGUGGAGGCGUUGCCGACCGAACCACCUCCGGAUAGUGGCUCGAACGAGAGGCCGACGUUGACCACCGUUGCCGACUCCACGCCCACAGCCACCACUGACGAUGGUGGCGCAGGCGGCGCAAGCCCCUAUGCUGCUGUGGUGUCGAGGACAGCGGUGGCGCACGCACCGAGGGUGGGCGAAGGCGGUCGUGCGGAGGGCGACAGCACCACCGAAGGCCGCACCUCCUCAGCCCACCUCUCGGCGCGCUCGCUUGGCACUCCGACUGCUCGCCUUCCAGCCCCUGCCGCCGCGGGGAUAUUAAGUGCGGCGGUCUCCACCAUCGAGGGCAGCGAGGACAUGCGCAUCGUCAGCUUCCCUCGCAGUCGUGAUGAUAUGCCGAUCGCGUCGUCAUGGCCGCUUCUGUGCACCAACACCGCCUCCGCUGCUCCGCGCUCACCGCGCAUAGUGAGCGACUCCCUGCUUCAGCUGCGCGGUGCCGUUCCCGUCACCGCUGCUGGUGAUGCACUCAUGACCUCGACGGCAACAGCGGCGAUGGCAGCAGCAGAGAUGGAGCGUGCGGGCGCGCAGACCGGCCGCAGCGCGAGCAGGCCACACCAUCUCUCUGGGGGCGGCAGUGCUCGCACUCCAGACAGCAUGCCUGCAGGAGACAGCAACGGCGGCAACUACGACGAUGUGGGUGGUCACCUCUUUCCGCAGAGCCCCACCCCGCCGGCGGCGGCGCUCGGGGAGAGGGGCGGCUGGGCAGAGGUGGCGACGACAACCGUCUCUGAGGACACCGCUACUGUGCUCGUAACUCCAGGUCUGCCGGCGAUGCAGCACUCUUCGCAGCGGCAGGCCUCCUCGUGUGCUACGAUGGUGAGCUCGGGGACGCCCAUGGGAGUAGGGGACAGCGAAGGAGUAGCGAGGCUACGAGACGACGGCGGCAUCGACCAACCCAACCGCAAGCACGUCGACCACAGAGAGAUGACGUUGGUAGGCGAGGGUGCGGCGAGCACUGCUGUAGAGGGCCGCAGUGACCACCCGGGAAUGGAUAGGGGUAUCCGCAUCGACGGGGACGCCAUUGACUUGCCGCGUUCAGCGGAGAUAGAAGAGCCGAAGGGGAGGCACGACGGCAGACGUGCAGUGGACGCGACCGCCGGGCGCAGUGGCGCUGCACUCGACACUGGCGGUGGGUUUUCGAUCACAGCUACGCCGCUUGCGAUGACGCCGGCGCUUCGGGUGGCAGGUGCUUCGGCCGGCGACGAUGCCGUCCCUCGCCCUCCGCCGGAGGCGGCGCGCAGCACGGUGCUGGAGUGGACGCCUCCGGCAACAGAAUCGGAGUCGCGUGGGCCACCACCACCACCACCACGGCCUUUGCCGCCAACGCAGCUCUCUAUCCCGUCCUACUACCUCGCCCAGUGCGAAGACGGCCUUGCGGACGUAGCCGGCAGUCUCCACGGCUGGCAUGCGUCGACGUCGGCUUUCUUUUCAGGGGCAGACACCGCCGCUGCACCCGGUCGGCCGCGCGGCGGGGGGAGCAGCCCGGCGAGUCGGGCGUCCGACUUGUACACCUCCAUGUCCACGCUCGCGCGUCGCCGCGCACAACAGCGUGCACUCUACAACGACGCAGGGUUGAGCGGCACCGGCGCACCGUCGCACACGACGACCGCAGCGGUGGACCCGCCACUGCCAGCGUCAGCGAUACCGGUGCUGUCGUCACGCGUUGGCGCGGCUGCUGCUAAUGCCGAAAGGGCGCCCACGCCUCCGACUUUGCCCAGCGCAACGGGCGACGCCACGCACAACGACCGCCUCUUGGCAUUGAUGAGGCACGCUUUGCGCCCCACUGGCGGCGAAGGCGACGCUUGCUGA
Leishmania mexicana MHOM/GT/2001/U1103 is the source of this 8811-nucleotide messenger RNA. RefSeq lists its product as hypothetical. NCBI's taxonomy places the organism in Eukaryota, Euglenozoa, Kinetoplastea, Trypanosomatida, Trypanosomatidae. The transcript has a single exon. Bases 1 to 8811 code for a protein of 2936 amino acids. The record is from RefSeq and is a predicted model, not a curated record.